AUGAUCGCUAAGGUUCUCCUUGUUGCAGCUCUCGCUGCUGUUUCCCUCGCACUUCCCUACGGAGCCCAUGUUGCUGAGGAAGAAAAACACGAACCCAUUCCCUACGAAUUUGGCUACGAAACCAAUGACGACAAAGGCACCACCACCUUCAGAAAGGAAAAAAGCGAUGGAAAGAAAGUAGAAGGAACUUUCGGAUACAAAGAUGACAAAGGUAUCGAACGAGUUGUAGAAUACAUCGCCGACGAGCACGGUUACAGAGCCCAGAUUAAGACCAACGAGCCCGGAACCGAGAGCCAGAACCCCGCCGAUGUCAUCCUCGAUGCCAAACCAAUUGUUGUAGAAGAGCCCAAGGCUGCCGCAGCACCCCAACCCCAAUAUGAAGCCCCCCGUCACUCCACCACUCAUGAACACAAAUAUGAAGCCCACAGAUAUGAAAUCCCUGCACCAAGAUACGAAGCCCCCAAAUACGAAAUCCCUGCACCAAGAUACGAAGCCCCCAAAUAUGAAAUCCCUGCACCAAGAUACGAAGCUCCCAAAUAUGAAAUCCCUGAACCAAAAUACGAAGCUCGACGAUACGAAGCUCCUAAAUAUGAAGUUCCUGAACCAAAAUACGAAGCUCCAAAGUACGAAGCUCCAAAAUACGAGGUUCCAAAAUACGAAGCUCCAAAGUACGAAGCUCCAAAGUACGAAGCUCCAAAAUACGAGGUUCCAAAAUACGAAGCUCCAAAGUACGAAGCUCCAAAAUACGAGGUUCCAAAAUACGAAGCUCCAAGAUAUGAAGCUCCUCAUCAUCCCAGAUACUAUUAAAUUCCAAUCACUAGGAUUUAAUCGACUUGUUUUAGUACCUGAAUUUGUAUAUGCUUGACCUUGGAUAUUCAACCCUUUACUUCAGCUGAAAGGGUUGAAAUUUUUGUUAAAUCACGUGCAGGCCUGCAUCGUUCUUCUGUUUCCCAUAUGGUGUCCAGCGUUUUGUCCUUGUGAAGAUUCUUCUACUGCCAUGUUGACGCUUUAUUUAUUUUUAUGUUUUA
Molecule: messenger RNA, 1028 nt
Organism: Argiope bruennichi
Lineage: Eukaryota; Metazoa; Arthropoda; Arachnida; Araneae; Araneidae
Exons: 5
Coding region: 1-807 (268 amino acids)
Source: RefSeq, a predicted model, not a curated record